AUGGAGUUCAUAGGGGUUGGAUGGAUUAGUUUGGGCAAUGAUCCUAUGGCCUCCAAGGUGUAUGCGAACUCGAUCGAGUCGGUCAACAGAAGACUUGGUCGAGCUAGACUUCACACGGGUAGAAAGAGAAGUCAGAGGACUCAGAGGGUACAAGAGGAACCUGAGGUGCUUGUUACUGAUACAAUGGAUGUACCAGAGGGGAAUGGAAACCCUUUGGGCAAUGGACUCGGUCGAGCUAGGCAAACUCGACCGAUUGGUCUAGGAGAUGCUCCAAACCGCCAUCAACAGAGACAAGGGAUUGUUCCACCACCAGUGCAGAACCACAACUUUGAGAUCAAGCUGGGAAUGAUCAACCUUGUUCAGAACAAGAUGUUCCAUGGAUUGCCAAGUGAAGACCCCAUUGACCACCUUGAUGAGUUUGAUAGGCUUUGUGAUUUGACAAAGAUCAAUGGUGUCUCUGAAGAUGCCAUCAAGCUGAGACUCUUUCCUAUGUCUCUAGCUGACAAAGCUCACCAAUGGGAGAAGAGCUUGCCCCAUGGCACAAUCACCACUUGGGAUGAAUGCAAGAAGGCCUUUCUUGCUAAGUUUUUCUCCACCGGUCGCACAGCCAAGCUUAGGAGUGAGAUAUCGAGCUUCAUCAGAGCGAAACAAUGA
Messenger RNA from Microthlaspi erraticum, 654 nucleotides. The record is from the annotation of a GenBank genome assembly. Lineage: Eukaryota; Viridiplantae; Streptophyta; Magnoliopsida; Brassicales; Brassicaceae.